Messenger RNA from Diorhabda carinulata, 7685 nucleotides. It is a transcript of the gene Herc4, whose product is annotated as probable E3 ubiquitin-protein ligase HERC4. Gene Ontology annotation, molecular function: ubiquitin protein ligase activity. NCBI's taxonomy places the organism in Eukaryota, Metazoa, Arthropoda, Insecta, Coleoptera, Chrysomelidae. Gene Ontology annotation, biological process: ubiquitin-dependent protein catabolic process; protein ubiquitination. The coding region runs from base 356 to 3508 and encodes 1050 amino acids. The record is from RefSeq and is a predicted model, not a curated record. The transcript is spliced from 18 exons.
UUGAAACAUUUCAUAGAUUUUUCAUUAUGUCUAAAACUCAUAAUAUUAUGAUCCAUAGAUAAGCUAAAAUGUGAUUUAUCUAUGGUAUAGUGUAAACGAAUGUUCGAGAUUAACAUUUGCACGCCGCAUUAAAUGUCAACUAGGUCUAGUGCGAUGUAUAUUGAUUUUUGAAGUCUUAUAACCUCUAUCGUUUGUCAUGUUUUAUUUCUAUUUAAAUCAUUUCAUUUGAAAGUUGGUUAAAUCGAAAGUGAAUUGACAUGAGAUAAAAACAAAAAGGUAUUUAUAUGCUUUCAGACAAACAAAACAAGACAUGAAAAUUGUGACGAGUCUUAGUUAACCAGCAAUAGAACAGAAAAUGUACGGUUGGGGAAGUACCAUUAAUGGAGAAUUGGGUUUGGGUGGUGUAGAAGAGGAGCAUAUUUUAGCACCAACAAAUUUAGAUUGGUAUUUAGCUAAUACUGUGGUGAAAGCUGCUUUGGGUAACUAUCACACACUUCUCCUUACUAAAGAUGGAAAAGUGUAUUCUUGUGGUAGCAAUGAUUACGGACAACUGGGACAUAAUCAAACUAGGAAGAGGCCACGUAUGUCUUUAUUUAAACCUGUGUCUGCUCUCGAUGCACAUCAUAUAAUAGAUGUUAAAUGUGGUUCCCUACAUUCUAUGGCCUUGAAUCAAUGGGGUCAAGUGUUUUCAUGGGGCUCAAAUUUUUGUGGGCAGCUUGGACAUGGUACUGAACAAGAUCAAUACGAAAUUCCGAAACCUAUAAAGGCUCUAGCAUCCUACAAUAUUGUUCAGAUACAUUGUGGACAAAGACAUUCUAUAGCAUUAGCUAGUAGUGGAGAAAUAUUAACAUGGGGUGCAAACAAUUUUGGGCAAUUGGGCUUAGGAUUCACAUCUCAGGUAGAAAAUAUACCAAGACUGUUGACUUCGUUACAAGGAGUUCCAAUACAUUUAGUAACUUGUGGUGCUAAUCACACUUUCGCUCUCUCCAAAUCUGGUGCUGUAUAUGGUUGGGGAAAAAAUACCUGUGGUCAGUUAGGACUCAAUUGUGUAGACAAUAAAAUAUUUCCUGCCCAGCUUCGGACACUUAGGAAUAUUAGAGUUAGGUAUAUAGCGUGUGGAGACGAAUUUUCCAUGUUUUUAACAUUAGAUGGGGGUGUUUUGACAUGUGGAGCUGGUAUGUUUGGUCAACUUGGACAUGGAUCCGUUUCUAACGAAAUUUUACCAAGACAGAUUAUAGAAUUAAUGGGCUCUACCAUAACCCAAAUAGCAUGUGGUAAACAGCAUUCGUUAGCUCUUGUACCAUCUCGUGGUAGAGUUUAUAGUUUUGGUAUAGGUGGUUGCGGACAAUUAGGUUUAAGGAAAACCACGAGUGCCUUAACCCCUCAGGUGGUUUUAGGGCCUUGGGUGUCUCCCAGCGGUAUGUCUCUGGUUCCAAUGAGUAAUGAUGUUAAAAAUUUGGUCAUUCAUAAAAUUUUUGCCGGUGGUCACCAUUGCUUUGUAUCUGUGAUAAAAAAAGAUAGCAAAGUGCCUCCAUUUGAUUUACGUGAUUUAGAUCCUGCAACUCAAAUAAUUACUCUUACUUUUGAUUAUUUAAAAAAUAUCUUAAGGAUAUCUGCUAAAGCCACAGUUGAUCAUGAUGUAUGGACACACUUAGAAACUGCAUUUAAAAGUUUGGCGUGUAUAAAUGGUUCAUUUUUAUUAGAAAAUGAUGCACAUUACUAUUGUAGCAGUAAACAUCACGGAGUUGAUAUGGAGACCACCGAAGCUGCCUUUUCAUUGAUAGGAAAAAUCGAGAAUAAGAGUAUUACAGAUUUGAUAUGGAAUAGUAUAAUAGACAAUAUAAUCCCAAGUUUGAAAUCAUCUCCUCCAGAUGUGGAGGCUCUUAGGAUAUAUCUCACUUUACCACUGUACCACGAAUUUAAUAACCCCAAACAGCACCUACAGUUACAUAAACCUUUCGCAAAUGCUGUACUUCAGUUAGUGACACCAGCUUCCAAGGUAGUGUCUGGUUGGUUGAGAAUGAUGACCAUUGAUUACUUUGAGCGUUUAGUGAAUAUAUUCAAAUCAGUGGCGAGCUUUAUUUUAAGGAAUCAACAAAUACCAGAAGGAAGAACUGCUUUUUAUGAUCCUAGUCUUGUGGCUAUGUUGGACUUGCUCACCUUCUUAAACAAAGUUAAUCAUAGUGUAGAAGGUUUGAAAGUACCCUAUGAUACUUUCCAUAUGAAUGAUCUUUCAGAAUACUUAGAUGUGAAAUUAGACUACGUUUAUUGGCUUCAGGAUAAAGGGACAGGACGACUUUUUCUAUGUAACUAUUCAUUUGUUUUUGAUGCCAAUGCCAAAUUACAAUUAUUAGAAACUGAUCAAGCCAUGCAGAUGCAAAAAGCAAUGUCAGAAGCCGCCGAAAGAGCAGUUAUUGCGAUGUUAUUGGCCCCACAGACUAGACAUGCUAUUAACAGUUAUUUAGUAUUGAAUGUAACAAGAGAGAAUAUUGUCGACGACGCUCUAAGAGAGCUUAGUGAGGUCGACCCUCACGAUCUAAAAAAACCUUUGAGAGUGAAAUUUGCUGGCGAAGAGGCUGAAGAUGCGGGAGGCGUUACCAAAGAGUUCUUUUUAUUAUUACUAAGGCAAAUUUUAGAUCCAAAAUAUGGAAUGUUUCAAGAAUAUGAAGAAACUAGAGCUAUAUGGUUUUCUGAAACUAGUUUCGAAGAUAAUUCUGUAUACUUUCUUAUAGGAAUGAUUCUAGGUCUGGCUAUAUACAAUUUUACCAUAAUAGACAUUCCUUUUCCAUUAGCCCUAUAUAAAAAAUUACUAGGAGAACCAAUUGGACUUGCUGAUCUCAAGGGAUUAUCACCUACACUAGCGAAUUCGCUGCAGAGCCUUCUAGAUUAUAAAGAAGAUGAUUUGCAAGACGUUUUUUCUCUGUAUUUUGAUUUGACCAGAAACAUUUUCGGUCAAACAGAAACUAAACUCUUAAAACCUGGUGGAUCAGAUAUUCCAGUAACUCAAGAAAACAAGCAUGAAUAUGUUGAUCUAUACGUAAAUUAUAUUUUCAAUGAAAGUGUAAAAGAUCAGUAUGAAGCAUUCCAUAAAGGUUUCAUGAACGUCUGUGAGGGUAGAGUACUGAAACUAUUUCAUUCUCAUGAGUUGAUGGCAGUAGUCAUUGGUAAUGAAAACUAUGAUUGGCAUGCUUUAGAAGAAGUCGCUGAAUAUAAAAAUGGAUAUAAAUCUUCUGAUAAAACCAUCAGAUGGUUUUGGGAGGUUAUCCAUGAAAUGUCAUUAGCAGAUAAGAAAAAAUUUCUAUUGUUCCUGACUGGUAGUUACAGAAUUCCGAUUCAAGGAAUGAAAGGAAUAAAGAUUUAUAUCCAACCCACAAAUGACGAGAAGUUCUUACCAGUAGCUCAUACAUGUUUCAACUUAUUAGAUUUGCCAAGAUAUAAAACAAAGGAACGCCUCAAGUACAAACUAAUGCAAGCAAUUCAACAAACUGAGGGUUUUUCUCUAGUUUAAUUUCACGUUUAACAUUAAACUAUAAAAAAAUGGAAAGCAGCAUUUUUUAAAAUGAUCCAAUUAAAUAAAAUCAUUUAAAUUAUAUCCAAUAAUCAUUUGAUAACAGUUACUAGCUUUUUCACAAAUUUCAAAAAACACAAAGAACUAGUGAAUUUGUAAUAGAUGUUGUCACAGAACUGAUGUAUGAAAUUUGUGUCUCGAUUAUUAAUUUGAAUUGGCAACUUUUCAAACAUAUCAGUCAACUGAUUCAUACAAGCCCUUUUUUCUUGUAAUAUGUUACUUCUUGAAUUUUUCUAAUGUUCCUCUGUCGUUAAAUGUUUAUUGGAUGCAAGUUGUUUCAUGUGUCAGAAUCGGUUGAAUUGUACUUUUUUCCUGGAUCUUAAAUACUGUAUAAGGAGCUAAUACCAUCUAUGACAACAGAAAUGCCCAAUUUUGUAAGUAUUUAUGCAUAUAUAGACGCUCAAUCAAUCAAUAGACGCUCAUUUGAGUGGGCUCUUGUUGACAAAGCAGAUUUUUCUGCUUCCAUUAUUUGUAUUCCAUUCAUCAUAUAAUAAUAUUUGGAAAAGAAAAUAAAAACUUAUUCGCUCAAAAUUAUAUUGAUAUGUUUUUAGAAUACCUUAAAAUAACUUCAAAUCACUUUCAAAUUUAUUUAUUUGGAUUGUUAGAAAUAACUCAUGCAUGAAUCGUUAUAUCAAUACUUUUUUUUAUUAUUAAGAGUACCCUGAAAUUUUUGUUAAAUAAGAACCAAGCAAACUCUGAAUAUGGAAAUAAAACUAUUCUAUUUUUUAAAAAGACUAUAGUAUUGUUUUGUAUCCGAGAAUACAUAUGCAUUAUAAACAACCAACAGUUUUGAAGUAAUUUGUAAAUAAUAUUCAAAAACAGUCAACUCAAUAGAACUGAAAAUUGGUAUUAUCCUCUUAGAGCUGACCAUGCCCAUCUUGAUUCGGGAAAACAAUAAUAUUUGAAAAGCAAAAAUUCAAAUAGAAUAUUAUCCUUUUUUCAUUUUAUUGAGAAAAUGAGGCUUUUGUCUUAAGAGGUAAUGAGCAGGUGGAAUACUUAUUUGUUCCACGUGAAACGUAUUAAUGGAAUUAAAUAAGAUAGGAUAGUAUCUGAAAUAAGACAAAUUCUGUUUUUUAAACUAGCUAUCUCUAACAAAAUGAAAAAAAGUUUUUUUUAAUUUAUAAUGCGGAUAAUAACCUUUUUGAAACAGGAUUAUACUCUAUUUGAUUGUAAUAAAAAAGAACCUACAGAAGUAAACCUGAAUUUUAUCCAUAAAUCUAACAAACGAUAUAAGAGAUCAAGCAAAAGAAACUAAACAACUAGUCCUCCAUCCUCCUCAUUACAGUCACAGUCUUGUGAAUCAUCCUCACAUUCGGUAUGGAAAAUUUCACUUGGUUCAUUGACCAGGAAAAUAACAGCAACGUCUGUGAAUUUUUAAUUUAAUUUAAUUUAAUUCCUGGGAAUAGGUAAACUAUUCAAAUUUUUUUGAACUAACGUCAUGUCGAUAGUUUGACUGUUUUUAUUCUAACCAAGCCCAGUCUGUCUUCUAAAAAUUAUCCGCUUUUAUAUCUAUAAACUUUAUACAGUGCUUUGCAAUCUUGAAUCAACCAAUCUUCACUAAGUAGUUUUACUGUACCAAUUUCAUCGUAGAUUUUUAUAUAUUCUUGAACAUUAAGCAGUGUUUCAUACUUUUUUAGUCAUUUUUUAAGUCUUUCAAAGACCCUAUCAGCUAGUAAAAUUGAGUGCCCUCUUACUGGGAAGGUUACUCUUAUUUCUUGAAGAGAAAGAGUGGCAUCAUUCAUCAGCCAUAGAGCUAAUGAAUACAUUACUUAAGAAUUUUUAUUUUGGCCCGCAUAUCCGUCGGUAAAUAAACGAGGAACUCUACAGCCAGGAUUUAUAUUACUUCCUAGAAGUGAGUUUCUUGAUCGGUUAUGCGGAAAUUACAAAAGGAUAAUUGUCUUAACUAAUAAGCUUCACCAAUUGGCAAUUUGGGAAGAUUUUGCACUUGUUGGAGAUCGAAACAAAACACCUGUGAGUCCGAUUCUUUUCGCUUCAUUAAUAUAUAAAAUUGUUUUGCCCUUAAUUUGUGAAUACGCAAUUUAGUUAAAAUAGUAAUUUUCUUGGUAGGAUUACAAUAUUUGAGCUAAUUUUUUUUCAAAAGCAAAAACUGCAUACAUCUGAAGCUUGGCAUUCGAAAGCUAUGUUGAAGUUUUUUGAAAAUGUUAAUAAAAUCUGUAUAGAACCUUCCCAUCUUAGUCAAUUGCGGAAUUGUAUGUUUUCCAAAGCCUCGUGAUAUUGAACUUGAGGGUAAAUAGAGUCUCCUUGUCUAUUAUAGUGGCUCACCUAUAAAUUCAAUCACUCUAUUCCGUUCUCUAUUUGCUUUAAUAUCCUUUUCCUAAUAUUACAGUAGGUGUAAUUGUAUGCAGUCGUUUCAAGAAAUUCAGAAAGAUUUUAAAAUCAUUUUUUGUCACAUUUUAUAGGUGUCAUCUUAGAGGAGCCCUGACUCUACAAAAAUAAGAUACUUUGCGAUCUUAAACGAUCUUUUUCGUGCAGCAAUAAUGUCUUGGUUAGGUUACAUACAUUUAUAUGUUGGUCCGUCAUGUUUACAUGGUCUCUUAAAAUUUUCUAAAUUAGGAAAAUGAUCCAGAUAUCUAAAAUAACACGGUAACUAACUUCUUAACUUUGAUUAAACACAUUAAUUAAUGACCUACCUCAAUUGCUUUGUUUUUUUGUCAUUUUUUAACAUUUCUACAUCUCUUUCUGUUACCCUGAUUAGCAUUACUGACAACAACUUCUUCAAAAUCCAAACUUGCCACUCAAAAAAUAAAUAUAUUUCACUAAAUCCGCUAGAAAACAAGUUGUGAACAACACUGGAGUGAUAAACAUACGUUUGUGAAUAAAAAUCUUUUUGAACCUGCAUCCGAUUUCUGAUUGGAAAAACAAAGGUAAAUUAAGUUCGGUCUGAACCAAAUUGCACGUGUGAAUAAAAUUUCAUGAAAUAUUUUUAUGAAUAAUAAUUAAUCUGAACUAAAAGCGACAUUUUAACAUAGAUUUUAGAGGGGAUAAAGAACAAUUUGAAUGAUUUGCCGAAGUUGAUUAAAUUGAAAUGCAACUUAGGUAUGUAUCGCCAUCUGGAAGAGGAAACUAUAAAUUUUGGAUAAUGAUCUUUUUUGUUCGUCAUUUGUCCAAUGGAGAUAAGAAAUAUUGCCCUAACUAUCCUACUACCUCUUAUUUCAAAUGUGUACAACUUAUUCAAUUACUUUUUUCUCUACAAAAAAAAGGAGCUUACAAUUGUGUGAGUAUUAUUUCUCAAGUAGUAGUACUCUCUCCUUAUUUAUCACAAUAAAUCUGUGUAAAUUCUCUAUUUUUUUUUUUUGGAAGUUUCUUCGAAAGGCAAAUGUAGCUGAUUGGUUAUGCACAUCAGCCUUUGUUAAAAUAAAAAAUGUCAUAAUUGCUUGUGUUACUUAAAAUACUACAUUUAGGUUCUGAGGUAAAUAAUUUUUGAAAAUAAAUUACUAUCUCUUCGAUUUUGUUCAUCAUCAUGUAAAUCUUUUUCUUUUACUCUCGAGAGAACCAUUUGUAUUCCAAUCAGCAUCAUUAUUAAGCUUCGAUGUUCUAAAUCUCUAAAUCCUUUUCUUCAGUAUGUCCAAUUAUAUUUCUUACCUAUUCCAUAUCUAUGGCUUUCAAUAAAGUCUCUUGUUUCACUUCUAUUGCACAGUAUUCUUCCAUUAAGAUUUUGAUUGUAAUAUUGAAUUAGCUAUCGUUUCCGUUUUACUUUUCACUGUAUACUAUGAUUUCCAUUUUCCAAUAUAAAUUUAUUUUGUUAGUGAUCGUAUUAGGUCCAUAAAUUACUUCAAAGUUGUUUUAUUUACCUAUUCUAUUCAAUAUGCUACUUCGUCUUAAACCAAAAUUGAUAAAAAAUACAAUAAUCUGAGAUAUAUUUUCAUAAUUAUAAGAAAUACUCUCUUUAAUAUUAUAUAAUUUUUGGUCUCAAUAAUUUUAUUUAUUGCACGAUGGCAACCCCAUAUUUAUAAUUUAGAACAAUAAAAAAUUGAUUAUUGUUUUAUAUUUUAUCUUGAUGACAAUUAUUUGAUGAUGCCUACAAUUUACCUAUUUAAUGAUUGUGAUGUGAAACUUUAUACUUGUUGAAAAUUGAUCAUUAAAUUUUUUAUAUUUC